Molecule: messenger RNA, 1730 nt
Organism: Styela clava
Lineage: Eukaryota; Metazoa; Chordata; Ascidiacea; Stolidobranchia; Styelidae
Product: platelet-activating factor acetylhydrolase IB subunit alpha1-like
Source: RefSeq, a predicted model, not a curated record
UCAGUCUCCCAGAAAAGAAUUACAAACGUUGGAAUCCUUUGGAUUUUUGCGCGUGAGCUGGCGUGACGUCGACGUGCAGCACAUUUUAAUUUAUUAACCCGACUGCGCGCACGUACACAUUAGCUGCGUUCAUCUGAUUAGAGCGGUUUUUAAAACUAACUAGUACCGAAUACUGGAAUAUGUCAGGGGAUUGCGGCAACACUGCGAAAAUACCAACUAAACUUGUGGAUGUUCAAGGCGACAAAAGAUGGGAAGAUUUACACCAAGAAUAUUGUCACCAGAGCAAAGAGAAGGAAGCCAAUGUAAUCUUUAUAGGAGAUUCACUGGUUUUGCAGAUGUCUCAGUAUGCAGAGUGUGAUAGUCAGCUUGCUCCAUUGCAUUGUCUGAAUUUUGGUAUUGGCGGUGAUCGAACUGAACAUGUAUUAUGGAGAAUAGAAAAUGGAGUACUGGACAACAUCAAUACAAAAGUGGUUGUGAUAUGGUGUGGAACUAAUAACCAUGGCAACACCCCUUCACAAAUUGCAAAUGGAAUCCUAGCUAUCGCAGACUUGGUGUUACGAAAGCAGCCUGAAUGCACUGUCAUUAUUAUGAGCAUCCUGCCGAGAGGAAAAUAUCCAAACCCGUUGCGAGAACGCAAUUCACAAGCAAAUGAGCUUGUACAAAAACUCGUCAGCAAUCGAUCACAAGUGCGCUAUUUUGAUAUUACCGAAGGUUUUGUGUCUUCUGAAGGCACAGUAUCUAUAUCAGAUAUGUAUGAUUAUUUACAUUUAACUCGGCAUGGAUACGAGAAGAUAAUCUCACCAUUGGUGGAUGAAAUAAAGAGCAUAUUAGGCGACUGAAUGACAAUUCUCCUGCAACGUUGAUGACUAACAACUGGUCUAAUAUAGCACAUACAUGAUGAUCAUCAACUACACAAGAACUGGGUCCAAGGGCAAUUCAUGGCACUAUUUGCAUCAAUAAACUAGGGCCAGCCUUUCCUACUCGUGUCCCAUUGUUUUUCUGUUAAUUAAGCAUGGUUUGUGGUGAAUCAAGUUAAAUAGUUGUUGUGCCCGGUAUGAAUGUGUUUCGUUAUAUAUCAAUUUUUUUUUUAUUGUAUUUUUGUUGCCACUAACCAAUUUUUGAAGCACUGAUAUUGCAACCUAUUGACCAAGCAAUUAUAGUCAGCAUGAUUUACAAGUUGUUAAAUUGAUUCCUACGAUCACUAUCUUUCAUUGUUGUGAUCUGCUUUGGUUCUAUAUCAGUGGUCCCUUUUUUUCGAGUGGCCCAUAUUUUUGUUUGAAAGUCUCGUGACCAAAGGAAAUGCUAGAAAACUAAAAUAGCUUGUAGUACAUUUAUUUAUACUUCAAUAACAUUUAGUUACCCAGAUGUAAGGGCAGCGCUUGUUUACCAUCGGCGAGUUUUCGAAGUGGUGGCCUGGCUUUCUUUACUCAUCAAAAUGAAUGCUGCCAAGUGACCAACAAAAACCAAGGCCCCAGAAUAUUUUUUGUUGCAACCCAUAGGUUUGGAAACACUGUUCCAUAUAAUCUGGCAAACUUUAGCUGUUAUACACAAACUCUGAUAGAAAUACAUUCCUGCCUUUGUCAGUCUAUAUAAUAAUACAUAUACCUUAUCGCAAACAAUUUAUAAAUAUUACAUACUCUGGUUGCUGUUUUAUUUACGUUUGUGAAAACAUUGUUUUGCACUUUGUACUACGUAUAAAAAAAUAUUUCGCAAUAAAUUAGUGUGACCAA